CAUUUUUUAGUCUUAGGGCUUCUCUCUCUCUCUCUCUCUAGUUGGCUACUCGUAAAACCCAGUCCCAUGGCAGCAAAAGACCGAUGAUGGCGGCGGAUAUGGCAGCACAGCCCGAGGCGGAGAAUACCUGCUGCAAGGCGUGGAAGGAGAAAUACUCGAAGCUAGAAAAGAAGCGGUUUGCGUUACGGCAAGCCGUCAACAUCCUUACACCACAAAUCGAUGCGAUUCAAGCUGAGAAUGCCAAUCUCAAGAAAGAAUAUGAGGAGGUGCAGGCACAAGCGGACAAUGAGAAAGAAGGGAGACUGAAAGAAUCUAUAGCUAGAGUAUCUUUGGAAAACGAAAUCUCCGCCAUGAAGUCUGAGAUCGCUUCGUUACAGAAGAAAGCAAGCACAAGUUCUCUAGAUAGAGAUCAGGAGGUGAGGCUUCUUCAAGAUCGUGUUUCUGAGAGGGAAAAGGAAAUCAGUCGACUUAGGGAACUUCUUGAGAAGAAGAUAAAAAGGGAAGAUACCAAAGGGGAGGCUGAGAAGUAUAGGCUUCAGCUGGAGGUAUUGAAGAAAGAAGCUGAUGAAGCAAAAUCAAAGCUGGCUGCUCAGACAUUAAAUUUAGAACAAGCAAACAAAAAAAUUGAAGCAGAAAAAAGGAAGGCUAUCAAAGUGAGAAAGCAUGCAGAUUCGGAGAUGGCUGAAGCAGAGCAGCAGAGGAAGCUUGCAGAAGCUAAUGGAAAGAAGGUUGUUGAAGAAAAGUGUCGUGCUGAGAACUUGUCUCAACAGUUGGAAGAGAAUAAACAAAGGUUAGAGGAUUUACAGAAGGAGAUACAUAAAUUUGGGUCCUCCAGAAAUUUGGGUCCUCCUGUUGGCCAAGCUGAUAAUAAGUUGAGUCCUGAAUCUACGAAAACGGAAAAUAGGCUUCAAUUGGAGGUAUUAAACAGAGAAGUGGAUGAACCAAAAUUCGCCUUGGAUCUCUUGAAAGAGUUAAAAAAAAAGUUUGAGGUUGAAAAACAGAAGGCAAUUAGGGAGAAAAAACGUGCAGAUUCAGAGAUGGUGAAAGCAGAAGAGCAGAAAAAGCUUACUGAAGUGAAUUGGAAGAAGGCCAUGCAAGAAAAAUUUUGUGCUGAUCAGUUGUCUCAGCAGUUACAAGAAGCUAGAAGAACGAUUGAGGAAUUGCAGAAGAAGAUGCAUGAACUUCUGUCCUCUAGAAAGUUGGUUGAGGGAUCUGCUGUAUCACCUAUCAAAGCCAUCACUUCUGAAAAUGCAAACCUGAAAUUUUUGAAGAAACAACUGAAGCUUGAGAAAAUGCAAGUAAAGCAAGCCAAACAAGUGGCUAAGUUGGAAAAAAGUCGUAAUCAUAUCCUACAACAAGAACUUGGUUGUUUGAAGCUGGAGUUUGAUCAGUUUGCAAAGCGCCUGGAUUUACUGUAUAAGUCAUUCUCACCCAGUUCUGAAGGUAUAGAUGACCUUGGAAAGACUGGGCAGAUUGCAUGUAUGCAAAGGUUGAACAUGAAGAAGCACUGCAGUUUGGAACCAUCUUGGGCACACCUUCAAAGUGAAAAUGAACUUGUGAGGCCUAGCUGCAUAACUAUGGAUGCCUCUGGUCCUUUCAGGCAAAGUCUACAACAUUCUGCACCAUUGCUACUUGUACCUGGAGGGAAUUUUGCUGAAUCCAUUUCAGGUAUUAAUUCUAAAUUGGAGUGUCCACUUGGAUGCUCUAACUGGAAAAUGAUACAGACUUCUGCAAUAAAUUCUAGUACGGCAUCUUUUUCUGAUGGACAGUUGAUGGGCUCACAGGAAAGGGGUGCUUUUUCUGUUACCACAUCUGCGAAAUUGGCCAAAGAAAACUUGAAUGCACAACCAACAAUAUCCAACUUGUCCGGUGAAGUCACUAAAUUGAGGUGCAGUGAAAAAUCUGCUGAGGUGGCUGAAAAUAAUGUCAAAAUUCCUGAGCACGAUGAUAUUGGAAAAGGUUGUGAGCAUAUUAGGAAGAGAAAGCGGGUACUUGAUUCUGUUGAAUCUAUUGAAUAUUUGUAUUCCAAGGGUUGGAAGUUGCAUAUGCAGAUAGAAGAGAAGCUAUCAUCUUUGCAUAGUAUGUUAGGCAGACAACUAGACAACCCCUUGGAAGAAAGAAGAUGUCUGGCUUCUAAUCUGCAAUGCAUUCCACAUGCUAAGCUUGACGGGUUGCACAAGAACAGGAAGGUUCCUAAUGAAGAGGUCAUUGCAAAGCAUUUUUGUGACGUUGAUGAGCAAAAGAACACUGAAAAAUUUGAAACUGAAGAAAAUGAGGAUGCAAGUAAUCUUGAAACUAUGGGAAGUUUUGAGGAUGUGGCUGAUGGUGACUAUAUGAAGCUGCUGGACUUGGAUAAUGCUGCUGAUGAGGAAAGGUAUAGGAUGGCAGUGAAAAUGCCCCUCUCACCAACUCUUACUAAUAUUAGCUUUCACGGCGAUGAAAUCGUUGAUGUGAAUAAUUCUGAAGCCUUACUAGAGAAAUGGGCCAAUGAAGGAUUGUCAACUGAUAAAGAAAGCCUGUUGCCUGCGCAAAGUGCUGGUGUCAUUGAUUUUGAGAUUAAUUCCAAUGGGAAUGGUUGCAGUACUACAGAGGCAGGAAAAACAAGUUCUCACCAGAUCUGGGACUCUUGUCUGGUGGUGGGCAAAUCAAAUUCACCUAUAUUGAGAGAUGAGGAAGUUAAGUUUCCAUUGGAAAGUGAACUUCGAUCCACACAUGACAUUAUUCCUAAAUAUUGUGUUGUGUUUCCUAAUAUGAGGGAUUGUAGCAUCAUUUCUAGAAUAUUUGGUGCUGCGAAAACUUGUAUGGCUCGGUGCUGUUUGCUUUCUCAAACAGAGUGGGUGGUGCCAAAGAUUCUGCUUGCUCUUAAGAUGGAACAAAAUCUUUUACUCAUGGAAAAGGUCUGUGUUUUCUUUACAUUGUUGCUGCUCAAUCUGUCUCUGGCUGCUCCUAUGAAGUUCAGGAAAUAUUUGGAUAGGGAUUCCAUACCCUGCUUGGAUUCUUUCUCUCGGCAUUUAGGUGCAGUGAUGUCUGAGGUGGAGACAAGAAGCGUGUUUGAAGAUUUCGGUUUUUUGGAUGCGCUACUUAGUCUGAUUGAGGAAUUCCUUAUAGAUGGAAGAGUUAUGGUUUAUAAUAGUACAUCUUCUGAGACAUUCAUCACGUGUGAUUCAAGAAUUGACUUCGUCUUGGAUGGUGUAAAUAUUAUGUUGUUGUAUGAAGUUGCUUCUGCUAAUCAGUUGGUGGCUGGGAGCAUUAUAUUAGCAUCAAUAUGUGCAGCAGUUGACCAAAUUGGUAUUAUUUGUGAGGCAUCCUAUAACAUCUUUCGGAGACAUUCCACUGAUUCUUCAUUGGUGCUAACUAUCAUUCAUGUUUUUGCUUAUAUGGGUGGUCAGAAGUUUUUCAGUCUCAGCAAUUAUGGUUUGAUGAUGACUGUCUUGAAAUCAUUAGUAUUAUUACUUGAGGGCAUAAACUUAUCAGGUAAUGCUGCUUCUUGUCCUUCAUUUCUAAGGGAGGAUCAAAUUCAGUUCCAUCCAUGCGCCAAAUGCCCAUUUUCAGAGGGUGCUGUUUCUGUAGAUACUGCAGCAUCAUUGCUUAUAGAAUAUCUCCAGAAUUACGCUGCAUUGGGAACCACAAAUAUUGAUGUGAUUAAAUCAUUUAAUUCAUUGAAUUCCAGAGUUCUGUGUGACAACUUUAAAUCUGAAGAAGGUUUGAGCCAUGAAGGGGUCCAUUAUGUCGCUGAUAUGAAUUGUGAUGCCUCCUGUUGUUUGGACAAGUAUGAUAUGCCCACUACUCAAUCAGACUCUCUGGUUGAUAUGACUCUCUGCCGCCUUAGUGAUGUUUUGUCAUUGGUGGAGCUGCUUGCCUGCUGCAUGAGAUGGGACUGGACAAGCAUCAAAAUGGUACCUCAGCUGUUGAAAAUUUUGGAGUCAUGUGUGUUGGAGAACUUCGCUGCUGCUAUUAUUGUCCUCCUUGGUCAACUUGGGAGGCUUGGAGUUGAUGCUGGUGGAUAUGAAGAUAAAGGAGUUGAAAACUUGAGGUGUAAAAUGUCUGUUUUUCUUAGUCGGGAUGCUACCAGAAAAGCAGGUCUUCCCAUUCAAAUUGCCACUGUUACUGCGUUGCUUGGGCUUCUUCCUCCUGAUUUUGAAACACUCGUUCAGAGAAAUGUGAAGAUUCAGGCAACUGCAAGUCAGUCUGUUCUUGCUGAUUCUGUGAGGAAGUGGUUUUCUUUGCUGAGCAAGGAGCAACAGGACUUGUCACUAAAGCUUAUACAAACACCUGGUGCGAAAAAGACAUAGGAACUGAGAUACUCCAGUGCUGCACAACUUGGUAUUUCACUAGUGCUAUGAUAUUCUGACCUGUGUUUGAAGUGGGAAGUUUUUUUAUGCCAGUUUAUUCUAUUAGGGCUGAAGUAAAAAUUUUUGAUGGAUUUCGUGAUUGAGAACUAGGAUUUCUCGGGAGGAUGAUGAAGAUUUUGGGACAGCUUAUGCGAAGGCAAUUUUUUUUUGUUGACUUGUUUGCUCAUUCGCCAAAGAAUUUUUUUUGAUCUUUUAACCACCAUCUGCGGUUGCAUCAUGUCUCAGCUCACCUGUUUCCCAAACGUGUAAAUAAUUUGUGAAUCGUUGUUUGGAAUAUCAGUGAAACGGUUUGAUGUUACAUGGUUGCUUAGAUUAAAUAUCGCCAUGCCAGAUUUUUGGCAUUUGAGGGUUUUAGUCAUCUUUUUUUAUUGCAAGCUUUCUUUGUUCAACGUGGUGGCGAUCUUGUUGAUUUAAGGCUUUCUGGGUGCUUCGAGUUGGAGUGCAUAAUGAGGUUUCAAUGAAGAUACUUUUUCUGGGCAAUUUUGUGAUUCACUGUGUAACUUUUCCAGUUUUCCCUUUUUGGUGUUUAUGGAGGAGAAGGAAUGAUAGAAACUUUGAGGACAAGGAGAGGAUGCCGGGAAAAAUUAUAUCUAUGUUUUUCGAAACAUUUUAUUUAUGGACGGCGGCAUAUGUGUCUUCUCUGUUGAUUAAUUAUAGUGACUUUUUUUGUUCGUUUUGCUCUAUCUACUUAAGUGGAUUCUUCUGUAUAUUUCCAGUGUAUUUAGGA
Molecule: messenger RNA, 5079 nt
Organism: Alnus glutinosa
Lineage: Eukaryota; Viridiplantae; Streptophyta; Magnoliopsida; Fagales; Betulaceae
Exons: 9
Coding region: 84-4292 (1402 amino acids)
Source: RefSeq, a predicted model, not a curated record